AUGUCGUGUUUCCUGGGGCCAAAGACGAUAUGCAAGAAAAUUAUGGCUAUAAUGUCAGAUUAUUGGUGGAAGAGCAACACAACGUCAAAAGGAAUGCAUUGGAGAAGUUGGGAGAGCCUAUGCUCCCCAAAGGACAAAGGAGGACUCGGUUUUAAAGAUCUAGAAGCUUUCAACACGGCUCUGCUCGGGAAGCAACUCUGGCGCGUUAUCACCCAACCAGACUCAUUGCUAGCCAGAAUCUUCAAAAGCAGAUACUUUAGAUCCUCCGACCCUCUCAAUGCCCCACUAGGAACCCGGCCCUCAUAUGCAUGGAGAAGUAUCCACUCAGCUCAGCAUCUGAUCAAACAAGGCGCUAAGGUGAUCAUUGGAAACUGUGAAAACACAAACAUAUGGAGAGAGAGAUGGCUUGGAAGCUCACCUGCGUCACCAAUCACCCAAACAAGCACAGUUCCAGAGCCUAUUAGGCACCUACUCUCUAUGGAUAUGAAGGUUGCAGAUCUGAUGAUGCCAUGUAGAAGAGAGUGGAAUUCUAACCUGAUCAACAGUAUAUUUCCCGAAGGAACUCGACGCAAAAUCCUCUCCAUACACCCAUAA
This is a messenger RNA of Brassica napus (rape), 594 nucleotides long. RefSeq lists its product as uncharacterized. Lineage: Eukaryota; Viridiplantae; Streptophyta; Magnoliopsida; Brassicales; Brassicaceae. The transcript has a single exon. The record is from RefSeq and is a predicted model, not a curated record. Bases 1 to 594 code for a protein of 197 amino acids.